Gracilinanus agilis (Agile Gracile Mouse Opossum) is the source of this 1775-nucleotide messenger RNA. RefSeq lists its product as uncharacterized. NCBI's taxonomy places the organism in Eukaryota, Metazoa, Chordata, Mammalia, Didelphimorphia, Didelphidae. The record is from RefSeq and is a predicted model, not a curated record. The transcript is spliced from 3 exons. Bases 423 to 1775 code for a protein of 450 amino acids.
CCUGUAUGCAAAAGCAAGCUAUAUACAGAAUUAAUAGAUCAUUAACAGAGGGAAGACACUGUAAUUAAGAGGGAUUGUGGAGGAGAGAGAGCUUUCCACGAGUGAGGGACAGCCAGAUAAUGGAGUGUCCUGUUAUUGGAACAGCCCAGGGUCACCAAACCCAAGAGGAUGUGUUGGGGAGGCAGGAGGCAGAGAUGAACAGGGGCAGAAUUCCAAAUAUGAUGGACAACCAGUGAAAAUGCCUGGAGUAUGAAAAUGGAAUGCCUUGGAGGAAAAGCCAGGAAGCUGCUGUCCUCGGGUCGAAAAGUACAUGAAGGCAGUAAGGUGUAAGAUUACUGCAAGAAGGGGGCACAGGCUCUGAAGGUCCUUGAACCCCAAAAUCAGGAUGUUUGUGUCAGUCGCGGAGGUGAUGGGGAGUUCCAAUGGAGUUGAUUGAGCAGUGGAGUGGCGCAGUCAGCUGUACCCUUUGGCAAGGGGAGUGGAGGAUGGCAGGUGAAGGUCCAGGUCAGCUAAAAGAGGAUCAAAUCAAAUCAGUGAUGACCAAGAAAACUUCUUCUGGACAGCUGCUGCUUGAGUCCUCCGAACAGACAAGCUUUCAGAAAGAUCAUCUAACCUAUAAAUGCCUUUGGAAGAAAGAAGAGUUUGUGGUUCUUAAAAAUGGAAGGGAACUCGAAUCUGAAAUGAGGACAAGUACCUACAAGAACAAAAAACUCCUUUUUCAAAAUAUCAUCUUAAAAUUGCCUCUUCCUCAAGGAAAACAAGCAAACAAUGGAGUCAGAAAAGCAGUCCUGGCUCAAAGAUGUUUGGGAAGUAAAAAAGUAAGCUCAGCUUUAACAAAAACAAGAGUGUUAGCAUUGGCAAGAAAAGGAGAAAGUAUAAAGAAACAAAACAAUCCAAGGACUGAACUACAAAAGGAAUUGGAAAAUGCUCAAAAUCAGAAAAUAGGGGUGUCAACAGAAAUCCCCCUCCAGUUUGCCACAGCAGACCUUGACUUGUUGGCCAGAAGAUGGUGGUGGCUAAAACGGGCAUUUUUAAAAGCAUCCCCAAACGUUUUUGCAUCAAGAAACAAUCAGGAGAACCAAGGAAAUAGAGAAAAUAAUCCCAAGCCACUAAAGAAAUAUGCCCUCAGCUCUUUAGAAGCAACAAAAACAGUGCAACAGAGUAUCAGAAUAUGGAAACUGUAUAAUCUGAAUGUUGUCUCUAAAGAGCCUUGUAAAUCAGUGAAUUCAAAAAGAGCCCUAGGAGUAGAUGAUGAAGAGCCAGAGAAAGAUGAGAUUAUGCUGAAAGUCCUUUGUGGAAGGCUAUUGUCUUUAAACAUUUCAGCAAAUGUUGUGUCACAAAGGAAAUUGACUGCCUUUAUCAAGACGUUGAUGGCACGACUGCCUGGGAAGAGCCAACCAGCUUUUGCCAAGCUGUCUGGCAUGUUGACAGUUCUUAAAGCUGCCAUAUCUCCUAAAUCUUCUUUUCAUUUGGAAUCACAAGAGGCCAACUCCAUGUUUCCCAGUGUUCUCGUGGAGGAUUUAAGAUUAAGAAGCAAAAAAUCCAUUGAACCUGAUAAACAUAAUGUGACUGUGACCAACCAUUACCGGAAACUCCUUCAUGCCAAUGACCAUUUGCCAUCUGACUUACUCUCUUUCCCUGGGUUUGCUCCUUCAAGUGAGCUAAACAAGAGACAGAAACGCGAUGCUAAAGGGGAAACUGAGAUGGUCGCAGUUCCUGUAGGUGAGCCCCCCAUCCUACAUGUACAGUAUGAGCUGACAUCCUGGGAAUGUUAG